AUGCCUGCAGUCGGGGUCUCUGAAUUUGUCAAAACUCCCUUUGAUGUUCUCAUCAUUGGUGGUGGAACCGCGGGCCUCGUGCUCGCAGCUCGUCUUUCCGAAGAGCCACACAUUCAAGUCGGGGUAAUCGAAGCUGGAUCUCUGCGGUUGGAUGAUCCGAAGGUCAAUUUACCUACUGGAACGGGUCAGAUGAUGGGUGAUCCUAACUAUGACUGGAAUUUCGAGAGUGUCCCACAGACUGGCACUCACGGGAAGACAUACCACAUCCCACGUGGUAAAAUGCUGGGUGGUUCAAGUGGAAUCAACUUCAUGUCUUACAACAGACCAUCUGCUGAAGACAUCGAUGAUUGGGGCAGAAAGAUGAGUCUCAAAGGGUGGACAUGGUCUGAACUGCUGCCGUACUUUAAACGGAAUGAGAAUAUGGAGCCAGUUGAGGACAGUCCAUCUUGUCCAAUCCAAUCACAAGCCCAUGGUGUUGACGGCCCAAUACAUACUUCAAUAGGUACCUGGCAGCCACCUAUCGAAGAAUCAUUACUCGCUGCAUUUGAUGAGGCCGCUUGUCUCCAACGGCCGGCUGAGCCAUACAGUGGCUCCCAUCUAGGAUUCUACAGAUCUCUGUUUACCUUGGACAGAACUGACAGGCCAGUUCGGAGUUAUGCAGCCAGUGGCUAUCUUCAACCGGCCAUCAAACGCCUAAACCUUAUGGUUUUGGAAGAUGCUCAAGUAUGUCGCAUUCUACUCGGUAAUACUGCAGAAGGCGUACCGAACGCAGAAGGGGUCGAGCUACUUUAUGGAGGGAAUCUUUAUGUCGCUUCGGCUAAGAAGGAAGUGAUACUCAGCGCUGGAUCUAUUCAAAGUCCCCAACUUCUAGAGCUUUCGGGAAUUGGGGACCCUAGCCUCCUCAAGCAAGCUGGGAUUCUUUGCAAAGUACCCAUUAGCGAUGUUGGGAAAAAUUUGCAAGAACAUACCAUGACACCAGUGUCAUAUGAGCUUGCAGAAGGAAUUAUGUCAAUGGAUUCUUUGUUCAAGAAUCCUGCUCUGCUAGAAGAGCAUCAAAACAUCUAUGCCAAAAACCACUCUGGGGCUCUUUCCGGGGCAGUUAGCCUCAUGGGCUUCACUGCAUACUCAUCACAAUGCAGCGAGGCUCAGAUGAGCCAUACCCUUGGAAAUAUUAUUCCUAUUGCCAGUGUUGAAGUGUCGCAGCAAAAUGCCAACUUUCAACGCAAGCAGUUUGAGGUUAUCGCCACACGUAUCAAAGAUCCAAUUUCUGCGGCAAUCCAGUUCAUCGGCACUCCGGCAUAUUUCAAUACCGCAGCAGGCCAUGAAAAUUGUGCAAAACUGAUGUCUGGCCCGCCCAGUGGCUACAAUUCAUGCUACUCCAUUGUUGUUAGCAACAUGUAUCCGUUAUCUCGGGGGAGCGUACAUGUGCGGACCUCAAAUCCUGUAGACCCGCCCACAAUUGACCCCGGGUUUCUAUCCCACCCAGUUGAUCUCGAUAUUAUUGCUACGGGGAUUUCAUUUGCGGAUCAAGUGUUUCGGUCGAACAUUGUACAUUCGAAUAUUUCCAGGCGGGUCAGCCCUUCUCCGGAAGUCAACCUCUCCAAUAUUGAAGAAGCUCGGGACUAUGUUCGGAAUCACAUCGUGACAUAUCACCAUGCCUUGGGGACUUGCGCGAUGGGACAAGUAGUAGAUGAGAAGCUACGAGUGAAGGGCGUUCGAAAUCUUCGUGUUGUUGAUGCUAGCGUUAUUCCAAUGCAGGUCAGCGCCGCGAUCAUGGCUACUGUGUAUGCUGUUGCUGAAAGGGCAUCGGAUAUUAUCAAGGACGAUCUGAGGGUGCGGGAAAUCCAUCGUGCUAACUUGUGA
Molecule: messenger RNA, 1863 nt
Organism: Penicillium waksmanii
Lineage: Eukaryota; Fungi; Ascomycota; Eurotiomycetes; Eurotiales; Aspergillaceae
Product: GMC family oxidoreductase
Exons: 2
Coding region: 1-1863 (620 amino acids)
Molecular function (GO): oxidoreductase activity, acting on CH-OH group of donors; flavin adenine dinucleotide binding
Source: RefSeq, a predicted model, not a curated record